CGGUCGGGAGAACACGGGAAAAGCGCUACGACAGGGCGGCAGCGCUCGCCCACUCACGCACGCACCCUCGCUUGUCCUGUUCAUCCGCUCGGAUGAUCACGCGCGCGCACAGCAUUUUGUUUUUCGGUCAUGCGGUAUUGGUCCCGUGUCCGCAUAGUGCUUAGUGAAAUCCUGUGAGAGAAGGAAAGGAAAACCAGGCCAGCGCUGGCUGUGAAGGAUUCACAGUACGAUGUCCGAAAGGAUACGCGGGAUAUAACGGCUGUGACCUGGCAUUAAACGACAGUUAUUGCAUCUGACAGAACGAUGCACUCAGAAAAAAUAACGGAAGUGUCCUCCCGGCGAAAGCAAACAUACAAGUGAAAGAGACAAUCAGACGUCAGCAUUUUUUAUCAUUUUACCACCAACUUUGAAAAGUCCAUCGCAGUUUUCACAGAACUUUCCGAGAUGAGGUCGAAGCUGUGGUGGUGGCUGUGGGCGGUCGCUUUGGUGGGCGUGGAAAGCCCCGCUCAUGCAUUCACACUCGAGGGCUACUUCAAGGUUCUUGCUCUGGCUGCCAAGAAGAGGGAUGUCUGGAGGAAGAUUUUCUUAGGGAAAGACCUGGGCUUCGACGUCUCGCCCUGGCUCUUCAAGGACAGGGUGAAGCCACCAUACGUGCCCGUGCUCACCAGCUUCCCUCGGUCGCCCUUCUUCGGGCACUACACCGGUGAGAGGAAUCCUGCCCCUCACUCCCCCGCCAGCUCUUCCUACACUUUCUACGACGGGCAAAUGUCGAUGCCAAAUGUCAGGAGGUACUACACGUAUCCUGCAGCAAGAAGAGGCUGGGGAGGAGGAGGAGGAGGGGGAGGAGGAGGAGGGGAUGGUGGAGGUUGGUGGCAAGGCAUGGCGGUGUUCCAAGGUCUUCAGAGGAAUAACGUCAAUGGCCAGCAUUACUUCAGAGGCUCGGCAGAAGGAAAUCCUACGCAAAUCCGACAUCACAGGGCCACCACAGACGACAUCCUGGAGGGAGAGGAGCACCUUCGACGGAGAAGGUCGCCUUCUCGAUCAGAUGCGAAGGAAGCUCCAGAUACUCGUAGCAGAUUUCAGGAUUUCACGUAUCUCGGUUACGUAGGCCUACCUGAAAGAUAGCAGAGCAUAGGUAUUUUCAUAGACAUAUAUAUAUAUAUAUAUAUAUACAUAUACACAUAUAUACAUAUAUAUAUUCAUAUAUAUAUAUAAUAUAAUAUACAGGCAUUUUUAUUUUCAU
Penaeus chinensis is the source of this 1243-nucleotide messenger RNA. RefSeq lists its product as uncharacterized. The transcript has 4 exons. The coding region runs from base 445 to 1125 and encodes 226 amino acids. NCBI's taxonomy places the organism in Eukaryota, Metazoa, Arthropoda, Malacostraca, Decapoda, Penaeidae. The record is from RefSeq and is a predicted model, not a curated record.